Elaeis guineensis (African oil palm) is the source of this 1765-nucleotide messenger RNA. Lineage: Eukaryota; Viridiplantae; Streptophyta; Magnoliopsida; Arecales; Arecaceae. The record is from RefSeq and is a predicted model, not a curated record.
AAGGCCAUCAUCACCCACCCAAGGGAAGUCUAUCCUCCUCCACUGCCUUGUUUGCAUUCCCUCUAUAGCCUUUUUUACCCCUACACCUUUGCCUCUAUCUUCGAUUGUGUAGUUCCAACUUUUUAGUUGUGGCUUUAUGCGUUCCUCCUCCCUUGUUAAAUAGUUUCUUUGUUUUAAGUAGUGGUGGUGAUUGUGAGGAGGGAGAUAGGGAGAGAUGAAGAGUUCUAGUAGUGGAUCAGCAGCUAAGAUGGAGAGGAAGACAGUGGAGAAGAACAGGAGAUUGCACAUGAAGAGUCUCUGCUUGAAGCUCUCCUCUCUCAUCCCAAAAGAACACAUAAGCACCUCAAAGGAUGUUUUGACCCAACAAGAUCACUUGGAUCUCGCGACAUCAUAUAUUAAAAUGCUUCAAGACAGGAUUGAAAAAUUGAAGCAAAGGAGGGAACUGCAAACAAGCGUUGAGGGAAUUAGCAACGAUAUCAGCAGGGAGAUGACAAUAGGCAUUAGGCUGCCUGUGAUUGAAGUAAGACAUCAAGAUUCGAACCUGGAGGUUGUUUUGAUAACUGGGCUUAACAAGAGUUUCAUGUUCCAUGAGGUGAUCAGCAUCCUUGAGGAAGAAGGCGCUGAAGUUGUCAGUGCCAGCUUCUCUGCUGUCGGUGACAAGAUCUUUCACAUAAUUCACUCCAAGGCAGUUAGCUCUAGAAUCGGCAUGGAGGCUUCAAGGGUAUCUGAGAGACUGAAGGAGUUGGUUCACUGAGCAAUUUUAGAUCCUCAGGAAGCUGCAACCCUAGAAACCAGAUCGAAAAGCAAAUUCGAUAGAAGGAAGAAACAUGUCGAACAGAGUUAUGAGUUAUAAUUGCCCUUGAAGCAUGAUUCUGAUGGCGAAAUGAGAAAAGCUUGUUGGCAACUGUACUCAAUGACAUAGAAUAUAGAGAGUAAUACCUACUCUAUGUUCUGUGUUAUUGAACAUAGAACAUAGAGAAGGUAUUGAAUAUAGAACAUAGAGAAGGUAUUACUCUCUUGUAUUGGUUGUUUCGGCUUCAAUGGUGCUCAACUUCUCUUUUUGCUCUUUAGAACAUUGAUACACUAGGAGGUUGUACCUUGCUCUGAGAAGGCAAUGUGUAUUAAGAAACUUUCCAAGAUAUCCCUGGCAGCCCUGUGCUCGAGAUAUAAUGCCAACUUUGAAGCUCUUUAACUAUGGAUAUGGCAUGAUUGAUAAAUUGUUAAAGCAUCUGCUUCAAUUGGACAUGGAGGAUGAUCAUGUGGAAGAGUACGCAUUAACUCAGGCAUAUAACAUUAUGUAUGUCCAUGAAACUUAUAUUGGAGAACAAUAGCAUACACUCACAUGGGUGCAAGUAACAAGCUUCUCCAUGUUGACGUUUUUAUCUACAUGUGCCUGCAGAUUAAGCACAUCUAUACAUUAGUCAUGCCACACUAGUUUGGAUAAGGGAUAGAGGAUAUCCGUAAUCUUAAUCAUUUCCACCAGGGCUGUUAGGUUCUUCUCUUACUUGGUUAACAUAAACUUCUCACUUUAAGGCCCAUGCCUAACAACUUUGUUUUAUUAUUACCAUUUCCCUCCAACUCUGGUUUACAUGCAAAUCACCAUAAUAUGUUUGAUGGGAGUCAUACAUUUUUGGGUUAUCCAUCUGCAUGAAGACAACUGCAUUGCUUCACAGUGUUUAUCUAUGAUGGGUCUUGUGGGUAUUUAUCUAAACACUUUCAGGAUGUAUUACUGGUUUGGAUUGUGGGUAGCUUUUGUCUGUUUUAU